Miniopterus natalensis is the source of this 3856-nucleotide messenger RNA. NCBI's taxonomy places the organism in Eukaryota, Metazoa, Chordata, Mammalia, Chiroptera, Miniopteridae. The record is from RefSeq and is a predicted model, not a curated record.
CUUUUUAGUUUUAAUUUUGAUUGCUGUUACUAUUGAUACCUGAGCCAAAGUGGUGAUGCCGCCUGAGGGAAAUUUCUGCAACCCCUAAGUCAACAUUUAUACGAUUGUGAGCCAUGCCUUUAGUGAAGAGGAACAUCGAACCCCGGCACCUGUGCCGGGGCGCCCUGCCCGAAGGGAUUACUAGUGAACUUGAAUGUGUAACCAAUAGUACCCUUGCUGCUAUCAUACGCCAGCUAAGCAGUCUGAGCAAACAUGCUGAAGACAUAUUUGGUGAGUUGUUUAAUGAGGCUAACAACUUUUACAUCAGAGCAAAUUCUCUUCAAGACAGAAUUGAUCGCCUUGCUGUCAAAGUUACCCAGCUAGAUUCGACAGUGGAAGAGGUGUCACUACAGGAUAUCAACAUGAAAAAAGCUUUCAAAAGUUCCACAGUCCAAGACCAGCAGGUGGUUUCAAAGAACAGCAUUCCUAACCCUGUUGCUGACAUCUACAACCAGAGUGAUAAACCACCUCCUCUGAACAUUCUCACGCCCUACAGAGAUGAUAAAAAGGACGGGCUGAAAUUCUACACUGAUCCUUCCUAUUUCUUUGACCUCUGGAAAGAAAAAAUGCUACAGGACACAGAAGACAAAAGGAAAGAGAAAAGGCGUCAAAAGGAGCAAAAGCGUGUAGAUGGCACGACCCGGGAGGUGAAAAAGGUUAGAAAGGCCAGAAACAGGCGCCAGGAGUGGAAUAUGAUGGCGUAUGACAAAGAGCUCAGACCCGACAACAGGUUGUCUCAGAGUGUGUACCACGGAGCGUCUUCCGAGGGGUCCCUGUCCCCGGAUACUAGGUCUCACGCAUCGGAUGUCACAGAUUACUCUUACCCAGCCACUCCCAACCAUUCUCUGCACGCACAGCCCGUCACCCCUUCAUACACAGCAGGUGACGCGCUGCCGCAUGGGCCAGCCAGCCAGGCCCCCGAGCAUGAGUACCGACCCCCCUCUGCCUCUGCGAGGCACAUGGCCCUGAACAGACCUCAGCAGCCACCUCCACCACCCCCACCACAGGCCGCAGAGGGGUCCCAGGCCUCGGCACCCAUGGCUCCAGCAGACUACGGGAUGCUCCCAGCCCAGAUCAUCGAAUAUUACAACCCCUCGGGGCCACCUCCUCCCCCACCCCCACCCAUGAUCCCUUCAGCACAAACUGCUUUCGUCAGCCCUCUCCAGAUUCCCAUGCAGCCCUCCUUCCCAGCAGCAGCUGGGUCCUCCUACCCAGGCUCUUCUCUCUCCCCCUCCCCCAUGCAUGGCCCUCCAGCAGCUGAGGCAAAGAGACAAGAAACUGCACAACCUCCCAUAAGCGAUGCUCGCAGCGAUCUUCUUGCUGCCAUUCGAAUGGGAAUUCAGCUGAAAAAAGUACAAGAGCAGCGUGAGCAGGAGGCCAAGCGUGAGCCUGUGGGGAACGACGUGGCCACGAUCCUGUCCAGACGCAUUGCCGUGGAGUACAGCGACUCCGACGACGACUCGGAGUUUGAUGAAAACGACUGGUCUGACUGAGGCGGUGUGCAGGGGACAACGUGGCGACCAGGCUGGUGGCCAACCAGGGGACCGUGUGCUGGAAGUAUAUUGAAAAUAUUAAGUGGUCUCAACACCCAAAUAGUGGUAUUAUAAUCUUGUAGCUUAGCAACUUUUGUAUUAAUAAUGUGAUAAUGCUUUUGCACAUCCAAAAAUUCUGGGUUCUUUCAGUAUUUACUGUGUAAUACUUAAGUGCCACUGAACAUAGAAAAUUGUGCUGCACAUGAGGAAAUAUGCUGUACCUAUUGCAUUGUCCUGAAAACAGCAUUUGCUUCCAUUUUUUUGGCCAUGAGAGUGUUCAGUGCAGUUUGGGUUUACUCGUGGCUUAUGAUUCUGCAGACUCGCUGUGUGCUUGUGAAGCUGCGUGGUAUUAGGCCGUGGCAGGAUUAAUGACUGUGUCAGAGUGACGUCUUCCAAUCAGUAAGUGAUAUCGUUUCAACUUUUUGUGUGUGUUUCAGAAGAAGUUGGUUCUAGAGAGAAAGAUUUAACAUGAGAAUCAAAUGCUUCUGCUUUCAUUUUGUUGGCGUGGUAGACUCUGGAUUUGAAUGUUCUGCUGAAUAAUUUCAUUGCCUUUGCACGCUCUUAUAAAAUGUGAAAUUGGGAGCGCUCUUUCCAGGCAGGAUUCCCAGUGGGCGUUCAUUUAGUCAAUGCUUGCUGAUGCUUUUUGUAAGAGGUAAGCAGCUCAGUAGUAAAGAAAAUGAAGAACAGGGUCCUCCUUCCUCAGGGGCCAUUGGGGAUGACACUCAAAACAUUUGACAGCCCUCCAGCCUGGGCACCAGCCGGGCCGAGCAGACAAGCAGCCUAGGAGUUGCGCCUGGCGGGGCGGAGCUGCUUGUCGGCUCUGGUGUGAAGGAGACUGCGCCUUCCCUUCACGGAGCCCGGCCUAACUUAGCUCCUCUGCGUGCUCGUGCUCCAGAGAGCUCUCCAGAUGCCACCUCGCUCCACUUGGUCUGGACUUUAAAGCCUGGGUGCUGGCGAAUGUAGGUGUUGCGAGCUCUCUGCUUCUCCUGGUGCUGUGGCCGGAUUAGGGAUCCACCACAGGAGCGGGGCCUUCGCUCUCUCCUACAAGCACACGGUUCUCUUUUCUCUCAUUGUCAGCACAUUACAUUUUAAAAAGUACCUCAGAGUAGAUUAGACCUGUAACUGUAAGAUUAGACGCGUUCCUUCCACCUUUGCCCCUCCUGCUACUCUCCGCACACGGUCACACAGAGGCCGGGGUUCGGUCCCGGUGAAGUUGCGUAAACGCGGACGCUCAGGAGUGAGAGCUUCUGUUCUGUGCUUUUGGAUGAAGGGUAACUGCUUGUCUAGAAUAAGCAAACACCCCAGGCUUUGAUUAGAAACAGGACUGCACAAAUACGCUGCGACACUUUACUUACCAAGGAAUUCUUACCGGGCCCAGCAUUUCAAACCUGGCAGGUACUAGUGACACUCAGACAGGAUGAGUCUUUAGCUGGGUUGACGGUAGGAAUGUGCCCGGGACUGUAGCGAACAGAGUUGUGGUAAUGAGCUCACCUGAGGAAAUCCGCCGGCCCCCAGCCUGUCUGUGUGUCCCGGAGUGGCCAGUGGCUUGGCUUGUAGGCGGUCAUCAUAAAAAGCCUGCACCUUGGGUUUUAGUCACAUAGAUUUUGAAACCCUAAAGCCUCAUGUCUGCAUCCCCUUUCCAAGACCACGCUUGUACCAGGCUGCGGAGUCUUCAGCUGUACCCGCUGUUUCAGCACAUGCUUCCUGAGUUUCUGUUUCGUGGAGCUUCACCAUUUGUCUGUCACCUUAAUUUUACUCAGUGUAAGGAAUAGUUAUUAAUGAACCUUCACUUCCUUUGUUUUUUUUCCAGUGUAGAGGCCUACUCUCUUGGCGUUAUUCUUGGGACUUUUAUCAUUUUUAGUCUUAUUUUGUCAUUAUAACAAUGUUUUAUCUUAUUACAGUAUUUUGUCUUUCCUGUACUUUUGGAUUGGGAGUCACCUGUGUAAUUCUACAACUCAUUCUUGGCGAUGCAUCUUUGUUUCUCAUGUCCCUUCUGUUCUCAGGACGGAGAGGACACACAGCUCUGAUCUACGUCAGGAUUUCUUCUACUUACAAUAGCUCAUUACCAUGAAAUCAGUGGCACUUUAUUCAUAAGUAUUCAUAAGUUGAUUAGUUAUUAGUUGCCUUCCUGUAGUUUAAUCAGCAAGUUAUUUUCAACUUUAUUUUCUGACUAGUGAAAAGGCCUUUGCCCUGAUGUGUGGUGUGGCCAUUAAAAUAAUGGAAAAGUACAAAAUUCAAUUAAGAUUAUUUUUGCUGUAUUUUUCUCAGCAAAUUUGAUUCUAAAA